CCCGCCCGCCUCAGAGCGCGGCGCCGGGAGGGGAGCGGUGACCGGGAGGUGCUGCCAACGCCCCGAUCCUGCUGAGGAGCCUCCACGCUCGCCAGCCUUCCUCCUCCUCCUCCUCCUCCUCCUCGAGGGCCUCGAGCAGCCCGCCGAGCUCUGCCGUGCCGCCUGCAGGAGCCUGGGUGUGCCGGGCCCGUCGUGCAGCCCCAUGGCCGGGAACGCUGAGGUGGCGUCCCUGGAGGAGAGCUUCCGCAAAUUCGCCAUCUACGGCGACACCAAGGCCACGGGGCAGGAGAUGAACGGCAAGAACUGGGCCAAGCUGUGCAAGGACUGCAAAGUCACCGACGGCAAAAGCGUCACCAGCACCGACGUGGACAUUGUCUUCUCCAAGGUGAAAGGGAAGACAGCCCGGGUCAUCAACUACGAGGAGUUCAAGAAGGCGCUGGAGGAGCUGGCCCCCAAGAGGUUUAAGGACAAGAGCAAAGAGGAGGCCUAUGAAGCCAUCUGCCAGCUGGUGGCAGGGAAGGAGCCCAUCAACGUGGGUGUCACGAAAGCCAAGACAGUGGGAGCCGUGGAGAGGCUGACGGACACCUCCAAGUACACGGGCUCCCACAAGGAGCGCUUCGACGAGAGCGGCAAGGGCAAGGGCAAGAGCGGCCGGGAGAACAUCGUGGACACCAGCGGCUACGUCAGUGCCUACAAGAACGCGGGCACCUACGACGCCAAAGUCAAAAAGUAGGGACGGGUGCCUGUGGUGCCCCCGGCCCGGGGCUCGGUCACAGCCCCGGGACGUGCCCGUGAGUGGGCCCGGGAGGCCGCGCUGGGGCUGGGGCCGGCCCGGGCUGGCGGGAUCGGCCCCCGGCGCUGGCGGGAUCGGGGAAAUCGCCGGGCCCAGAGCUCUGCCCCAGCGCUGCGUCCGUCCCCCCCGUGCUGUGAUCCCCUCCGUGUCCCCCGUGCUGUCACCGCAGCCCACACCGCACUAACAGCGCCGCUCCUCAGGGCUCCCCUGCCCGCCGGCACCCACACCUGCCCUACCUCAGCCCCGGCCGUCGGGGCACCCUCCGCGUCCCACCGGGCACCGCCGCUGCGCUCCCUCCGGGACCUGCCUUAACCCGCAGCAGCUCCACCGCAGCCGCCUCCUGCCCUCCCCUGGGGCUGCCCGGCCCGGCCCUGCCGCCCCCCGGCGCUCGAGGUCAGACCCUGCGGUGCCGUUUGUGCCGGGGCUGCUCCCGGCCCAGCCCGGGAUGCACCCGCGACAUUUGGUGUCGCCGGGCCACCGGCAAAGGUCUCCGACCCGAACCCCGCUGGCUCCCGCUCCCUUCGUGAAGCCCAAACCAAAGGAUGCUGCAGGCCCGCGCUGUAACCCGGCUCUGCAAUAAACCCCGUCCGCACUGA
Messenger RNA from Melospiza melodia melodia, 1389 nucleotides. RefSeq names its product tubulin polymerization promoting protein family member 3 (gene TPPP3). The record is from RefSeq and is a predicted model, not a curated record. Gene Ontology annotation, molecular function: tubulin binding. The transcript has 4 exons. The coding region runs from base 203 to 733 and encodes 176 amino acids. NCBI's taxonomy places the organism in Eukaryota, Metazoa, Chordata, Aves, Passeriformes, Passerellidae. Gene Ontology annotation, biological process: microtubule bundle formation; microtubule polymerization; positive regulation of protein polymerization. Gene Ontology annotation, cellular component: microtubule.